AUGGCAGCAACGGAAAAUACGCUGGAAAAACAAAUUGGCUGUGUGAAAUACACCCUUUUCUGUUUCAACAUUGUCGCCUGGAUGUUGGCAACAUCAUUGUUUGCCCUAACCGUUUGGUUGAGAGCUGAACCCGGUUUCAAUGAAUGGUUAAAAAUUCUCCAAGCUGAAUCAUUCUACAUCGGCGUCUACAUUCUCAUCGCCAUCAGUAUCAUUAUGAUGGCAGUUAGCUUUUUGGGUUGCCUUUCCGCACUAAUGGAAAACACAUUGGCCCUAUUCGUUUUUAUUGGUACACAAAUAUUUGGUUUUAUAAUUGCCAUUGUCGGUUCGGCUCUCGUCAUGCAAUACAGUACAAUGCAUUCCAGUUUGCAACCAAUUCUGCAAACUAGUUUGAGUAAUUUUGUUAGUACCUCGGAGCAGCCCUACUCUUCGUAUGUUUUGAAUAUGAUUCAAGAAAAUGUGGGCUGUUGUGGUGCCAGUGGUCCAUGGGAUUAUUUGAAUUUGAGACAGCCAUUGCCUAGCUCAUGUCGUGACACUGUCAGUGGUAAUGCUUUCUUUAAUGGUUGUGUCGAUGAGUUGACCUGGUUCUUUGAGGCCAAGACAUCGUGGAUUGUGGCCAUUGCUUUGGGAUUGGGUAUGCUGAAUGUCAUCAGUGCUGUUAUGAGUUUGGUAUUGAUACAGGCCGUCAAAAAGGAGGAGGAAGAAGCCCAGAACUAUAGACGUUAG
This is a messenger RNA of Musca vetustissima, 723 nucleotides long. RefSeq names its product tetraspanin-2A (gene Tsp2A). Lineage: Eukaryota; Metazoa; Arthropoda; Insecta; Diptera; Muscidae. Bases 1 to 723 code for a protein of 240 amino acids. The record is from RefSeq and is a predicted model, not a curated record. Gene Ontology annotation, cellular component: membrane. The transcript has a single exon.